This is a messenger RNA of Penicillium olsonii, 2832 nucleotides long. The record is from the annotation of a GenBank genome assembly. NCBI's taxonomy places the organism in Eukaryota, Fungi, Ascomycota, Eurotiomycetes, Eurotiales, Aspergillaceae.
AUGCGUUUUAUGUCGACUUUUGUGACGGCACUCCUGUUCACGGUGAACGUGACAGGAGCCAGCCCAGCAGCCCAAUCAGCCUCCGCGGGCACCGUCGCACCUGUUGCGAAUGGCCCAGAGCAAGCUGCAGCUACUACAGCCGCCGCCGCCCCUACCACCGAGCAACAGGCGGAUACGAACCAAGGCAAUGCUAAUGCCAAUGUCAACGCCGCCAACACCCCUGCGGCGGACCCUACUACCGCCGCAGCGGACACCGCGACUGCGGUGAACCAUGCCGCCAACACCGCGGCCGCUGCCCCAGAGGAGGAAGAUACUGCCACUGCUCAGGGCAACACUAACGCCGCCCCUACCACGACGUCCAAUGGUAACCUUGUUGGAAACUUGGUGGGCGGUGUUGAGACUGCCCUCGGCGGUGGUGCUUCCUCUUCAUCGGAGUCCGAGAGUGGCCCCAGCCAGACAACCUCUGCUUCCACAUCAUCCAGCACCUCAGGCACCAAGUCUGGCAGCUCAUCUGACUCUGACUCUGACUCCGACUCCGACUCUAGCUCCUCCAGCUCUAACUCCGCCGCAACGGACAAGACCAACAAUCUUCUGUCCGGCCUGGAAAAGACGCUCGGAGGCCUGCUUGGUGGAAACGGAAAUGGCGGUCUUGGUGAUCUUAUUGGCGGACUCGAGGGUCUUCUCAACCCCGGUUUCUUGAAGACAGUGACCGACACUUUCGAAUACCUGUCCACCAGUUUGGCCCCUCCUGUCGACCAUGACAUUCGGAGCUUGGUGGCGAAUGCCAACAACCUCUUGACCGCAGACUUCUCCAAGAAGGUUGGUGGUCUGAUUGACAAUGCCAACGAUCUCUUGACCAAGAAGAACACUCAAGAGAUCAUGUCUUUGAUCAACAACGCCAACGACCUGCUGUCCUCCGACUUCAUCAAGAAGGUUGACAACUUGAUUGACAACGCUGCCCUGCUCUUGACCCCCGAGGACACCAAGGCCAUCAUCAGCCUGGUCAACAACGGCAACAAGUUGCUCACCCCCAACUUUGUCAAGGAGACCAACAACCUCAUCUCCAAGGCCAGCCCUCUUAUCGACCAGGCCAGCGGUCUUCUCACCGAGGGCAAUGUCCACGAGAUCGAAUCCCUACUGUCCAACGCCAACAAGCUGCUUACCCCCAGCUUCAUCGAUACCACUGGCAAGCUUAUCAAGCAGGCUGGUCCUCUCAUCAACAAGGCCAGCGGUCUGCUCACCGAGGAGAACGUCAAGGAGAUCGAGUCGCUGUUGUCCAACGCCAACAAGCUGCUUACCCCCAGCUUUAUCGAUACCACCGGCAAGCUCAUCAAGCAGGCCGGUCCUCUCAUCGACAAGGCCAGCAAGCUACUCACCGAUGGAAAUGUCAAGGAGAUCGAAAGCUUGCUCUCGGCCGCCAACAAGCUGCUUACCCCAGGCUUCAUCGACACCACCAGCAAGCUCAUCAAGCAGGCUGGUCCUCUCAUCAGCCAGGCCGGUCCUCUCAUCGACAAGGCCAGCAAGCUUCUCACCGAUGGAAAUGUCCACGAGAUCGAGUCACUACUGGGCAAUGCCAACGAUCUUCUCACUGGCAGCUUCGUGAACCAGACCUCUCUCUUGGUUGAGGAGGCCAGCGAGCUUCUGACCCCGGGAACCAUCAAGGUCAUCAAGGGACUGCUCGACCAGAUCUCUCCCUUGCUGCCCGAGCUCAAGGGACUCCUCAAGCCCACUCUGAUCUCCGAGAUCGAGCACGUUCUGAACGCCGCCAACAAGCUGCUUACCGACGACUUUGUCAAGGAAACUACCAGCCUUGUCAGCGAGGCCGACAGUCUGCUUACUCCGGAGCUCACCAAGAGCCUGAAGUCGAUCCUCAACGAGGUUAUUCCUUUGCUGCCGGAGAUCAAGUCUCUCCUCAACAAGGGAAUGAUCAGCUCGAUCGAGAACCUCCUCACCAACGCCGAGCACCUGCUGACCCCGAAGUUCGUCAACGAGACCAUGAGCUUGGUUGGCGAGGCCGACAGCCUUCUGACCCCCGACCUCACCUCUGGAUUGAAGUCUAUCCUCAGCGCUGUUGUUCCUCUCCUCCCCGAGAUCAAGCACCUCUUGACCAAGAACACCAUCGACGCCGUCGGAUCUCUCUUGACCAACGCCAACACCCUCCUGACCCCCAAGUUCGUCAACGAGACCAUGAGCUUGGUUGGCGAGGCCGACAGCCUUCUGACCCCCGACCUCACCUCUGGAUUGAAGUCUAUCCUCAGCGCUGUUGUUCCUCUCCUCCCCGAGAUCAAGCACCUCUUGACCAAGAACACCAUCGACGCCGUCGGAUCUCUCUUGACCAACGCCAACAACCUCCUGACCCCCAAGUUCGUCAACGAGACCACCGGCCUCGUCGACAGCGCCGACGACCUCCUCAGCCCCACCAUCGUCCACGGACUGAAGGACCUCCUCGGAGACGUCAUCCCCUUGAUCCCCACCCUCGAAAGGUCUCUGCUCAACACCACAAUUAUCACCGACUUGGGUUACAUUGUGACCAACGCUACCAACCUGCUUACUCCCCACUUCGUCGACGAGACCUCAGGUCUGGUGGACACCGCGGACGACCUCCUGAGUCCCAAGUUGGUUAGCUCCCUCAAGGACAUCGUUGGGUACCUGCCGGAGAUCAUGCCGGAAGUCAAGAAGCUGCUCAAGCCUAAGACCAUUACGGAGAUCGGCUCGCUCUUGGAUAAUGCCAGCGAUCUUCUCACUCCUAAGUUCGUCAAUGAGACAACACUCCUGAUUGACGAUGUCACUGGCUUCUUGCCUUUGGUUCAGGAAUUGCUCAAGGCGCUGUGA